AUGCUCAUGUGCUUGACCAGGAGCAGAUUUGGUAGAGAGUACACCUUCAGACUUCAUGUUGAAGAAGGAGUGGAGAUUCCAAAUAUACCGGUACAUCCAAUUGGAUACAAUGAUGCAGAGAUACUGUUACGAAACUUGGGAGGAGCUGCUCCACCAGACAAAAGCUGGAAGGGAACUCUAAAUGUUAGUUACAAUAUCGGGCCUGGCUUUACAGGAAGUGAAUAUUCCAGGAAAGUUAGAAUGCAUGUUAAUAAUAUUAACAAAAUCACAAGAAUUUGCAAUGUAAUUGGAACUAUCAGAGGAUCCAUAGAACCUGAUAGGUAUGUCAUUCUGGGAGGUCAUCGUGACUCCUGGGUGUUUGGAGGGAUUGACCCUACCACUGGGACAGCAGUUUUGCAAGAGAUUGCCCAGAGUUUUGGGAAACUGAUGAAUCGAGGCUGGAGACCUAGGAGAACUAUCAUCUUUGCCAGCUGGGAUGCAGAAGAGUUUGGGCUGCUGGGUUCAACUGAAUGGGCUGGCAAUUACACUCUACGAGUUGACUGUACUCCUCUUCUUUACCAGUUGGUGUAUAAAGUGGCAAGAGAGAUCUCCAGCCCUCAUGAUGGUUUUGAAAGUAAAUCACUUUAUGAAAGCUGGCUGGAAAAAGAUCCUUCACCUGAAAAUAAAGAUUAUCCUAGAGUCAAUAAGCUGGGAUCUGGAAGCGAUUUUGAGGCUUAUUUUCAGAGACUUGGAAUUGCCUCAGGCAGAGCUCGCUACACUAAGAACAGGAAAACAGAUAAAUACAGCAGCUAUCCUGUAUACCAUAUCAUCUAUGAGACGUUUGAAUUAGUAGAGAACUUUUAUGACUCUACAUUUAAAAAACAGCUUUCUGUGGCUCAGUUUCGAGGAGCAUUGGUAUAUGAGCUUGCAGACUCUGUUAUCAUUCCUUUCAACAUUCAAGACUAUGCAAAAGCCUUGAAAACCUAUGCAGCAAAUAUCUUCAGUUUAUCAAAGAAACAUGAACAGCAACUGAGAAACUAUAGAGUGGCAUGUCCUAUUGCAGUGCGAAUUAUGAAUGACCAACUGAUGCUUCUGGAAAGAGCAUUCAUAGAUCCUCUUGGUUUACCUGGAAGGCAGUUCUACAGGCACAUCAUCUUUGCUCCAAGUAGCCACAACAAAUAUGCUGGAGAAUCAUUCCCUGGGAUUUAUGAUGCCAUGUUUGAUAUCGAAAAUAGAGCAGAUCCUCACUUGGCCUGGGCAGAAGUGAAGAAACAUAUUUCUAUUGCCACUUUCACGAUUCAAGCAGCAGCAGGGACACUGACAGAUGGGCUGUAAAGCUCCUGUCAAGUAACUUCAUCACUAACAGCACUGCAGAGGGCUUGAGAGUGAAGCUGUUAGAGGGAGGUCUCACUCAAAUGGAUUCACCACUAAAGGUGCUGCUGAGACAAAAGGUCUUUUUCUCUGAUGAUUCACGAAGCCAGGGUAUUCUAAAACCAUCAUUUUCAGGUCAUGUUUUGUAUGACCACCUUACUUAUCUGUCCUGUUUUUUUUUCUUUUUCCCAUUUUAACUCUUGUAUGCAUAUUCAGUGAAAGUGAAAUUGGAAGCAAUCCAAAUGUUCAUGGACAGAUAAUUGAAUUCAUUGUGGUAGACAUGCACAAAAAAAUACUACUGAAAAUGAAAGAACUGCUGAACAUCCAAUAUUAUUGGUAGAUCUUGCUGAGUAAAAAGUUGGACAUCAGUGAGUCCAGAAGACCAAACUAAUCUACACUACUAUUUAUCUUUUCAAUGGAAAAACUUCUGGGGUAAAUGGAAUUUUCCAUACCUCCGGCUUAGUGUUAGUUACCAAAUCUCAUCAAGCUGUCAUUUAAAUGUCUACAUUUUAUUGAAAAUUAUUUUGAAAUAAAUUUGAUUAUGAGGGGGAAAUCCCACCAAAAAAAGAAGUCAGGUAAAGAAACAGAAAUAGUACAUCAUCCCUUGUAAAUGAUCAAGGAAUACAUGACGUACAAAUGGUACUUUGAUAACUUCAGUUCUACUGAAUAAACAUGUAAUUCUUACAAAUGAGGAAAUAACCACUCCAACUCUCCACCCUAAUUCCUUUAAGAAAAAUUCAACAGCAUUACAGGGUUUUAGGCAGAGCCUUGGGAUUACAGGUAAAUAUCAUUGAAGUUUCAUCCAGUAAGAAAGGAUGCAUACUUGGCUCGAUGGUAUGACACUUGCUUCAUUUCUUAAAGAACCAAGUUUUUUCCUCAGUAUUACACACACACACACACACACACACACACAC
Messenger RNA from Peromyscus leucopus (white-footed mouse), 2264 nucleotides. Its product is annotated as N-acetylated-alpha-linked acidic dipeptidase 2-like. The record is from RefSeq and is a predicted model, not a curated record. Gene Ontology annotation, molecular function: carboxypeptidase activity. Lineage: Eukaryota; Metazoa; Chordata; Mammalia; Rodentia; Cricetidae.